CCGCAUUUUAAUCAAUCAGUGACUCGGUUACUUGCUGUUAACCGUGACAUAGUGGCACAACCAUAGACCAAAAUGUACGCAAACCAUAAGAAUGGUUGGUACACAUGGUUAACCGCAUUGAACCGUUUGCGGUGCGCGAUCGCGAUUGGCGAGUAUAACUCUAUUUCGGUUGCGGUUAACCGCAAAUUUCGGUGCGAUUAACCGAAACCGCACCGAUUCCCAGCCCUAGUUCGAUCGUUAGGAAGGAAUUGGAUCCUUUUUUUUAGGCUGACCCGACGGUGAUGGUGAUAACGUGCACAUCACUCCACCCCCACAAAACAAACAAACAAACAAAUGCACAUGCUAUUCAUUCAUUCACUAAUCAAUGCCGCUUCUUCGGUUGGUCGGUCGCAUUGCAAUUAGACCAGGAAAUUUCCAAUCGCCAAUUAUUCCCAAAGAUAUUGAGGAAUUAACCACUCACAGUCUCGUGGCUGUCAUUCUCCAGAUCACCGACGGACGAUCGACGACGACGUGCCGCCUCAUUUCUCACAAGCAUUUUUCUAAGAAGUGUCGGUUUGCAGGACAUAGCCGGGCCCGACCGGUCAAUAAUACUCGACUCCACAGACGUUUCCAGUGUCGGUCUGGUUAAUUACACAAUUUGCAAUGUGACCCCCGACGGCCGCCGACGUCGCCCACCGGUUACAGACCGGCAUGAUUAGUUCAAUGCUCCGGCAUUCGUAGUCGAGCCCGGGUUUAGGGCACACUUGUCAUUUUUAAAAAUUAUCAAAACAACACGCGUGUGAACUACAAUAAUCAUCAAAAAUACCAGAAAAAGACAACAAAAAAAAAUUACAUAGAUCAGAAAUCUCAUAAAUCAUACUAGGAGCUAACUACACCAGAAAACUCAUAAAGUAUACCGAAAACUCAAUGUUAACCAGAAAUUUUCUAUGGCAUACAAGAAAACCCAUAAAAACCUACUACAACUAUUAUGAACCAAAACAGAAAAUCUAGUUUGUUAUAAAUUACAACAGAAACUCUAAUGCUAAUCCCACAAUUUUUAUUUUUAACUUUUGAGAUUUUUUUUUUGGAGGAGAUUCCAUAUAAAUUUACAAACUAAAAAAACGAGCAAAUAACAUUAAAGAAAAACCAAUUUCACAAGCCCAGAUCUGAUUCCUCGAAAAAACCCAAGUCUUCUUCUCCCCCAACCUCCCACACGACCACCAAUCAGGCGACACGUGUCAACCUCGAACCAAUACCCCACAGGAUCACCGUCCGAUUCAAUCACCACCGCGACAAGUGGGACCUACAGCCCAUCCUCCCGUUCCGUUCCCGCCGCAUGCGAUUACUUUUUCCACCAACCCCACCAAAUCUCCCUCCCACCCCUUAAACGACACCGUUUCGCUCACCCGAAACCAGAUCCAAUCUUAGCCGUCCAUCUCAUCUCCCGCUUCCUCUUUAUAAAUCCCACCAUUCCCCCUUCACUCUCCCUUAUCCCUCUCACACUCCCUUCUCCCCCCCCCAAAAUUCUCAGAUCCCCAAUUCCGCCGACGCCAUGGCUCUCAUCGUCGACAAAACCACCACCGGCCGUGAGUACAAGGUCAAGGACAUGUCCCAGGCCGACUUCGGCCGCCUCGAGCUCGAGCUCGCCGAGGUCGAGAUGCCCGGUCUCAUCUCCUGCAGGACCGAGUUCGGCCCCUCGCAGCCCUUCAAGGGCGCGAGGAUCACCGGAUCCCUCCACAUGACAAUCCAGACCGCCGUCCUCAUCGAGACCCUCACCGCCCUCGGCGCCGAGGUCCGCUGGUGCUCCUGCAACAUCUUCAGCACCCAGGACCACGCCGCCGCCGCCAUCGCCCGCGACUCCGCCGCCGUCUUCGCCUGGAAGGGGGAGACCCUCCAGGAGUACUGGUGGUGCACCGAGAGGGCCCUCGACUGGGGCCCCGGCGGCGGACCCGAUCUCAUCGUCGACGAUGGCGGCGACGCCACGCUCUUGAUCCACGAGGGUGUGAAAGCCGAGGAGGAGUACGAGAAGACCGGGAAGAUGCCCGAUCCGGCUUCUACUGAUAAUGCCGAGUUCCAGAUCGUGCUCACUAUUAUCAGGGACGGGUUGAAGGGCGACCCCAAGAAGUACCACAAGAUGAAGGAGAGACUGGUUGGUGUUUCUGAGGAGACCACUACCGGAGUCAAGAGGCUGUACCAGAUGCAGGCCAACGGAACCCUUCUGUUCCCUGCCAUCAAUGUCAACGACUCUGUCACCAAGAGCAAGUUUGACAACUUGUACGGUUGUCGUCACUCCCUCCCCGAUGGUCUCAUGAGGGCCACCGAUGUCAUGAUCGCCGGUAAGGUAGCCGUGAUCUGUGGUUAUGGUGAUGUCGGAAAGGGCUGUGCUGCUGCCAUGAAGCAGGCUGGAGCUCGUGUGAUCGUGACUGAGAUCGAUCCCAUCUGCGCCCUUCAGGCUCUCAUGGAAGGUCUCCAGGUCUUGACCCUCGAGGAUGUUGUCUCUGAGGCAGACAUCUUCUGCACCACCACCGGCAACAAGGACAUCAUCAUGGUUGACCACAUGAGGAAGAUGAAGAACAACGCCAUUGUCUGCAACAUUGGUCACUUCGACAACGAGAUUGACAUGCACGGUCUCGAGACCUUUCCCGGUGUGAAGAGGAUCACCAUCAAGCCACAGACUGACAGGUGGGUCUUCCCCGACACCAAGAGCGGCGUCAUUGUGUUGGCUGAAGGGCGUUUGAUGAAUCUCGGAUGCGCAACUGGUCACCCCAGCUUCGUCAUGUCCUGUUCGUUCACCAACCAAGUGAUUGCACAGUUGGAGCUCUGGAACGAGAGGUCGAGCGGCAAGUACGAGAAGAAGGUCUACGUUCUGCCCAAGCAUCUUGAUGAGAAGGUUGCUGCUCUUCAUCUUGGCAAGCUCGGAGCAAAGCUCACCAAGCUGACCAAGGACCAGUCUGACUACAUCAGCAUCCCGGUUGAGGGUCCUUACAAGCCUGCUCACUACAGGUACUGAGCAACACCACCAAGUGGAGAGUUGGGGAGAAGUUCAUGGAUGAAUGACUGUUAGGUUCUUCUUUUCCCCCCUUUUUAGAGUUCUGUUAUGUGGCUUGAAUGGGUUUUUGGAGGAGAGAAAUGUGGGUUUGGUCUUUUGACCACAACGGGGAUUGAUGAAUAAUGUUUGUUGGGUUUGGGGAAUGUGGCUGUGUGGGAUAGAUUUUGGGUUUCAGUUUCUGCAAAUUCGGAUUUUUCUGCCGCUGCUGCGUGCUGCGCCGGCUUAUCAUCAUUUUUUACUUGGAAAAGAUACAGAGAAAAUGAAGAUUUGUUGAGCUUCACUAGCAUGUCUUUGAUUGGCGGCUAGUGGUAUCGUAUAUGUUAGGAUGUUAUCAAACUAAGAUUGUAGAUGGUUUCAUAUAAAACCAAGGUUGACAAUGGUUGCAUUACAAAAAAGGUGCAAGACCCUG
Molecule: messenger RNA, 3437 nt
Organism: Linum trigynum
Lineage: Eukaryota; Viridiplantae; Streptophyta; Magnoliopsida; Malpighiales; Linaceae
Source: the annotation of a GenBank genome assembly